GAAUUAAUAUUUGUUCAUUAAAUCAAAGUAACAAAAUGCUCUCAGAUCUGUUAUUUCAUAUAUUAAUCGGAAUAGUGUUGUAUUUGUUUUACAAAUGGGCAACAAUAAACAAUGAUUAUUUCGUGAAGCGUAAAAUAUUACAUUUGGAUUCAGUGUUUUUGGUGGGAAAUACAUUUGAACUAUUUCUGAUGCGAAGCUAUCCCGCGAAAUGGUUGGAAUCGGUAUAUUAUCGAUUUCCAAAAGAAAAAAUCAUUGGAUUUUUUGACAUGAGCACACCGGUUUAUAUGCUACGUGAUUUGGACCUCAUCUACAAGAUCACGAUCAAAGAUUUUGAUUUUUUUAAAAAUCAUUGGAUAAGUUUUGCCCUAAAAUCCGAUUCAUUUAUGGGAAAGAGUGUGGUUUCAUUGGAGGACAGUAAAUGGAAUGACAUGAGAUCCACACUUAGUCCAAUAUUUACGAGUAGCAAACUGCGGCAUAUGUUCGAAUUGGUGGUUGAAUGUGCUGAUGAGAUGAUCGAAUAUCUCAGAGAGAAUUUGCAGCAAAAUAAUUCGGCCCAACUGAAUAUAAAGGAAGUGUUUUCGCGAUGCUCAAGUGAUAUUAUUACAUCUUGUGCAUUUGGUGUAAAAGUAAAUUCUUUUAAAUGUCCCAAAAACGAUUUUUACACUUUUGGCAAAAAUAUGAUGAAUUUUACCUCCGCAAAAUCAAUUCUACGUAUAAUAUUAGUUCGAACGCUGCCCAAUUUAAUGCUGGCAUUAAACAUUGAAUAUUUUAGCAAAGAUUUGCGGCAAUUUUUCAAAUCGAUGGUCUUGUAUAUAAUGGCAGACAGAGAAAAGAGACAAAUUUACAGACCAGAUAUGAUCAACACUUUGAUACAAAUGCGAAAUGGGACCACCAGGAACAAUAUUAACGAAAAUUCGAAUGAAAAAGAUGUGGGCUUUGCAACCGUAGAAGAAUCAAACUUUGGCAAAAAACAAGUGCAACGCAUCUGGAAUGAACAUGAGAUCGUUGCACAGAGUGCGUUUUUCUAUACGGCCAAUUUUGAAACAAUAUCUACUGUCAUGACUUUUCUUGCAUACGAAUUGGCUGUCAAUUGGGAUAUUCAACAAAAAUUAUAUGAAGAAAUUCAGGCGACUAGUGACAGUCUUGAUGGUGAUCGAUUGACUUAUGACAUAAUACCAAAAAUGAAGUAUUUUGAUCAGGUUGUAUGUGAAACGUUGCGUAAAUGGCCUACUGCUGUUUUAACGAAUCGGAUUUGCAGCAAGGACUAUGAUUUAGAAUUAGAUGGCAGACGAGUUACAAUUGAACGCGAAUCCUUCGACCCGGAACGAUUUAACGAUGAAAAUAAAAAGAAUAUCAAAGCGGGAGCAUAUAUUCCCUUUGGAAUUGGGCCACGUAAUUGUAUCGGUUCACGGUUGGCUCUAAUGGAGAUCAAGGCAGUUUUCUUCUAUUUGUUGCUAAAUUUUCAUAUUCAGCCGAAUGAAAAUAUGGAAAUACCAUUAAAAAUUCAUAAUUCAGUUGCUUUUUGGGACAUUGAAAGUACAAUUGAUUUAGAAUUAAAACCGAGAGUUUAA
Messenger RNA from Contarinia nasturtii (swede midge), 1571 nucleotides. Its product is annotated as probable cytochrome P450 9f2. The transcript has 4 exons. Lineage: Eukaryota; Metazoa; Arthropoda; Insecta; Diptera; Cecidomyiidae. Gene Ontology annotation, molecular function: heme binding; oxidoreductase activity, acting on paired donors, with incorporation or reduction of molecular oxygen; iron ion binding. The coding region runs from base 36 to 1571 and encodes 511 amino acids. The record is from RefSeq and is a predicted model, not a curated record.